This is a messenger RNA of Larimichthys crocea (large yellow croaker), 2357 nucleotides long. RefSeq names its product homeobox protein unc-4 homolog. The transcript is spliced from 3 exons. The coding region runs from base 404 to 2026 and encodes 540 amino acids. NCBI's taxonomy places the organism in Eukaryota, Metazoa, Chordata, Actinopteri, Sciaenidae. Gene Ontology annotation, biological process: regulation of DNA-templated transcription. Gene Ontology annotation, molecular function: sequence-specific double-stranded DNA binding; DNA-binding transcription factor activity, RNA polymerase II-specific. The record is from RefSeq and is a predicted model, not a curated record.
UACUCCAUUAACCGCGUCUCUGACGUCACAGAGCGAUUAACGUUUCUUAUUGGUCCCGCGAGCAGAUGGAGGAGUCCUAAUGAGCUGGCUCGCGGAGAGAAAGAGCAAGGUUGACAUCUCGGUUGGACCGUAAACGUGAAAUACCUCGUAUAGCCCGAGCUCCUCCACCACCGCCGUGUUUCCACUUUCCAGACCGUACCGUGGCCGCGGUAGACGGCAGUCUGCCUGGGUUCUCCUUCUCUCCCCCUCCGCCUUCACCUCCUCCUCUUCCUCGCAGCUUCUUCCUCCUCUCCUUGACUUUUUUUUGUUUUUGUUUUUUUUUUGUUUUUUUCCCUGACUGCAUGUUCAGCCACACUGCCUCCCUCUGCAUCUUCACUUCGGCCCCGCCGCAGCUCGGGCGAGCAUGGACAGUCGGGUACUCGAGCAUCCUCACGCCCAGUUCGGAGGCUCCUUGGGCGGGUUGGUGGGGUUCCCGUACCCGCUCGGUCCACAUCACCACCACCACCAUCAUCACCAGCACGUCUACGAGCUCACCAGCGGGCACCAGCUACAGUCCGCGGCCGCCGUCCCCUUCUCUAUAGACGGAUUACUUAACGGCUCCUGCUCGGCCUCGGUGGUCGGCUCCAACCCGCUGCUCUCGUCCGACAGCCAGCAGUUCAAACUCUCAGAUUCUGGGGACCCGGAUAAGGACAGUCCCGGUUGUAAACGGAGACGCACGAGGACCAAUUUCACCGGGUGGCAGCUGGAGGAGCUCGAGAAGGCUUUCAACGAGAGUCACUAUCCGGAUGUGUUCAUGCGGGAGGCGCUCGCGCUCAGGCUUGACCUCGUGGAGUCCAGGGUUCAGGUUUGGUUCCAAAACCGGCGUGCAAAAUGGAGAAAGAAGGAGAACACAAAGAAAGGGCCGGGUCGGCCCGCUCACAACUCCCACCCGACCACGUGCAGUGGCGAGCCCAUGGACCCUGAGGAGAUCGCACGCAGGGAGCAGGAGCGGGCCGAGAAGAAGAAACGGAAACAGGAGAGGAAGCUGCUGAAAUCUCAGAACAAACUUCUCGCAGGUGACAACUUCCACACACCUGGAGGUUCAGAGAGCGACAGCGGGGUCUCCCAGUUCACCGACAGCGAGCAGCAGUCUUCAAGCUGUAAUGGGACUAUUCACAUCGAACUGCCAGCAACAAAGGUUGCAGGAGGACACCAAACUGAAUCCAGCUGUGACCAAACACGACACGAAUUCAGCCAACUACAAAACCACCAAAACCAAAGAACCACAGGAGAACCGGAGCAGGUUUCUCCGAGCAGCACGCACAGCUCCAGCCCUGGAGGCCCUAGAUCCUCUGCCCUGCAGAAACGCAACCCUUUCAGCGUGGAGAGCCUCCUCUCUGACGCCACGCCUCGACGGAAAUCUCAGCUGGACUUCCCCUCAUUGCCCAGUCAGAGGACACUGGUGGGUAAAGGUCACUUCUUGCUUUACCCCAUUACCCAUCAGCCCUUGGGUUUUCUAGUGCCCCAAACAGCCCUGAAGGCCUCACCGUGUCAGGACAAUGGCAUUAACAGGCUCAGCCUGGGACAGAGGUGUCUGCCAAGUGAAGGGAGCCCUGCUCCCUCUGACCUCUCCAGCUUUGUCACUAAGCCUCUAAACUCGGAUCAUACGGAGCCUAGCACGCAGCAUCACCACAAUCACAUUAGCAAUAGAGUGGAUGGAACAGACGUGGAGGAGUGUGGUGGUGGUGGUGGUGGUGGUGACUGCAGUAAUGGAAGAUUUCCUGGUUCUCCUCCGCCGCCAAACAGUGUGGCUCAGACGGCUCUGGCCAGGCUGAGCUCCACACAGCCCAGUGACAGUAGCGAGGAGAGGAGUUUGAAAGUCCGAACGGAGGCAGCGACCAACGGCUGCCAAGUCGCCGAGCUGUGUGUAAAAGACAAGGGUGCAAGAGAGGAGCGAGCGUCUCCAGACCUCUCAGAGCGUCUCAAGGCAAACACAGACUGUCAAGAAACACCCGGAACAGAUGGAGAGGAUGUCGAUAUGGACUAACACUUGCAAGGAGCAAACAUAAACAAAGGACCAGGAACAACGCUCAGACUAUUCAAACAUUCCCAAAGCUCUGCUGAGACACUCUAAAACAUAUCAGGAAUCAGGAGACUUAAUUCUCAUCUAUUUUUUAAUCAUAAUGUGUGAUCAAUCCAGAUGGUCCCCCUUAAAAGAAAGGCUGUGGCUAUCCUCAUAUUCAGGCUUUAGGCCUUAAAACACCUUUUAGAAGCAGGUUCCUUCUCUAUUUUUUUUCUUUUUUGGUGACCGACUUGUAACAGAAAAUAAAACUAGGCUACAAUAAAACAUCUUACACACAACAAAAAUCCUCAUAUUG